Messenger RNA from Clupea harengus (Atlantic herring), 1954 nucleotides. It is a transcript of the gene them4, whose product is annotated as thioesterase superfamily member 4. Lineage: Eukaryota; Metazoa; Chordata; Actinopteri; Clupeiformes; Clupeidae. The record is from RefSeq and is a predicted model, not a curated record.
AACCCGGAAGCCUGGCACGUUUCAUUCAUGCCCUGUCGUGUUUGUCCUGUCACUGUCAUGUUUGAAAGUCAGAUAGACGGGCACCGUUGUUGAAAACAGAAAGAUGUUAUCUGUUUUAUUAAAUACAGUUUGGAGGAAAUGCUUUUCCUCUUUCUUCUAGGACACUUCCUUCGCCGGUAAUCAUUAAGAGAUUUCAACAACAUUAUUUUUAUGAUGAAAGUCUAACAGCAUUACCCUGGGUAGGCCAACGUUAGCUAUUUAUCGCUAUCUUGAUCUAUAAACGAAUGCUAACUGUAUUUAGACUAUAUGCCGUGUAUCGUUUUUUCAUUAUCAUUUUAAUUUACCUUAACAUCUUAGACACAUAGUCUUUAGCUUAAUCUCAAACUCAUCACUGGCUACAUUAAAAGAGCCCCACUCUGUUUUCAAACUACAGCCCGGGACGGAACAGAAAAGGCACCUGUCGGCAUUAUGCUGCGACAAGGUUUAUAUGUAGUACGAGGACUUUAUCGAGAUGGCUUGAAACUGAUUAGACUCGCAGGUCAGCAGUCUUUCAACCGGGCGCAUUUGCCUGCAUCCUAUUGCCAUCAGCCUAUAGGUGUUCGUGCUCUUACGAUGUCGUCAUGGCCUUUCUCUUCGAAACCACGGGACUACAGCCUGCCCAAUGAGUCAUGGAGUCCAGAGAUGCAGAAGUUAUAUGACCACUACAACGCAUUAUGCGAAGUUGAGGAGGAAGGAGAGAAGAAGAGGGGAGCGUGGUGGAGGCUACCCAGCUACAACCGCACUCUUAAAUAUGCAACUGGCGGCCGGUGCCUCAGUAAGCUUCUGCAGGCCAAGGCCAGGCUCUUCACCCGGAACAUUGAGGAACCAGGAGCAGGCUUUGAGUACGUGGUCUUCCUCAACAAACCGGAGAAGAGCUGUGUGUGUGUGUUCCAGGCUGGACACCUUCUGGAGGGGCCGCCAGGGCACGUCCACGGGGGAGCGAUUGCCACCAUGAUAGACUCUGUGACGGGAACACUCGCAACCUAUCUGUCAGGACCUGUCAUGACGGCUAACCUCAACAUGAAUUACCGCAGCCCCAUCCCUCUGGGCAGUGUGGUGUUGGUGCACUGUGCGCUGGAGAAGGUUGAGGGCCGCAAAACCUUCAUUUCCUGUCGGGUAACCAGCUCAGAUAGAGCCAAACUGCACACAGACGCCACAGGGUUAUUUCUGACGAUUAAUGUGGGCCACCUAUUUGGAGCGUGAUGUACAAGCCAACCUGUGCCGCAAAAAAAAUAAACGGGCUCAACAUGUGGGAAACGUACCUGGCAUCCAGAGCCGAGGCCUUCUUAGAGAGAAUAAGUGUUGGCGUGUUUGUAUGAGUGCAUACUGUGUUUCUCUAUGCAUAUGAGAGUAUAUGCGAGUAUGUGUGUUUAGUUUUGUUUUUUUAACAUGGAAGGGAAGGACUGACCAAUCCAACGAACAUGUUACCUCUUUGACUAGACAUGUUAAUCUCUCCCUCCCCAUUGCCUUUCUCCAUAGCCCCCCCCCCCCCUUUUUAUGUUGAACCCCCUACCUCUAUUGUUACAAGGGAUGUAGCGUACCUAUGUCAGUUAUCGGACAGUGUCAAACAUCUGCCAUUCUGUUAAACAAUCAAAAUGCUAAGUUUAAUAAUGGAUUAACAAUCUAUAACUUCAGUUUAAUAAUGGAUUCACAUGACAACGCGAACAUUUGCUGAUAACACACGUUGUCCGAUAAUUAACACCGUUACGAUAAGGCUGUUCUUCAUUUAGUUAUCGCUGUAUAUUUAUCAACAAAGUAUUUAUUGUCAUGUAACAAAAGUAUAAUUUCACCAUAGCCUUUAAUAUUUAUUUUAAAAACAAUAUGGGGUGGCCUUCUGAUAAUACAUAACUGAUGGUGUUUUGCAGUUAUUGUUCAAUGCAGCUGUGUGAACUCGAUAAUAAAUAUUUCUGGAAAA